Molecule: messenger RNA, 2322 nt
Organism: Ricinus communis (castor bean)
Lineage: Eukaryota; Viridiplantae; Streptophyta; Magnoliopsida; Malpighiales; Euphorbiaceae
Product: chaperone protein DnaJ
Exons: 11
Coding region: 444-1979 (511 amino acids)
Biological process (GO): response to heat; protein refolding
Cellular component (GO): cytoplasm
Molecular function (GO): ATP binding; heat shock protein binding
Source: RefSeq, a predicted model, not a curated record
CGAAGGUUAUUAGGUAUUAUGAAUAUAUUUUUUAUUAAAAAUGUAAUUAUUUCAUCUUUUAGUUUUAGAAGAAUAAUUAAAUUAUUUUAAAAUGUUUAAAAUUUAAUUACAUUUUUGCCAAGAAUUGAAAAAGGUCAUCUCUACCCUUUUGCCAAUAAACAAGAGGAGAGGAAAAGGAAAAGGAAAAAGAAAGAAAGUAAAGGUAGAGAAAAUAGCACGUGCACAGUGGUAAAAAAAAAAAAAAAGAAAAGAGUCGCCACAGACAAACACAAUCUCCUCUUCGAUUCUCUCUUCCCUCUCCUUCUCACCAUAAAAACUCAAAACUCCGUCUCUCUCCUUCUCUUAACAUAGGCUAUCAUCACAAACAUUGGUAAUGAUCAAUAUCAUCAAACACUCGUCUUACUAAAAACCCAAUACUUUUAAUCAAUCUCUUCUUCAAUUCAAUGGCAACCACCGCCACUACUUUCUCUCUCCUCCCUUCUCUUGGUUUCACUUCUACGUCCUCUUCAUCAUCAUUAUCAUCAUCCUCUGCUUCUUCUACUUCAUUAUCUUCUUCUUCUUCAUUCUUUACAGGUGGGACCCACCACCUAUGGUCCCACAAGAAAUUCUCUUCUUUAGCUUUAACUUCUCCUCUCAAGUUCAAGACUAAGACUGCUUCUUCUUCUUCUUCUUCUUCUUCAAAUAAUCGUUACGGACCUGAGAUUAAUGCUUCAGGUGAUUACUAUGCUACUCUUGGUGUCCCCAAGUCUGCUACUAGUAAAGAAAUUAAAGCUGCUUAUCGAAAGUUAGCACGCCAGUAUCAUCCAGAUGUUAACAAGGAACCUGGAGCUACUGAGAAGUUCAAGGAGAUAAGUGCUGCUUAUGAGGUUCUAUCAGAUGAUAACAAGAGGUCUAUGUAUGAUCGGUAUGGUGAAGCUGGCGUUAAGAGUGCUGUAGGGGGGGCAUCAAGUGCUUAUACGACUAAUCCUUUUGAUCUGUUUGAGACAUUCUUUGGGUCAAGCAUGGGUGGUUUUCCUGGUGUGGAAACUGGGUUUGGGACACGCCGUCGUAGUACCGUUACUAAGGGUGAAGACUUACGUUAUGACAUUACAUUAGAAUUUUCGGAGGCUAUAUUUGGAGCUGAGAAAGAAUUUGACCUUUCUCAUCUGGAAACUUGUGAAGUUUGCACCGGUACUGGAGCAAAGAUAGGAUCCAAGAUGAGGAUAUGCUCAACUUGUGGUGGUAGGGGUCAAGUCAUGAGAACUGAGCAAACACCCUUUGGCUUGUUCUCACAGGUUUCUGUUUGUCCCACAUGUGGUGGGGAAGGGGAAGUGAUUUCUGAAUACUGUCGAAAAUGCUCCGGCGAAGGGCGAAUUCGUGUUAGGAAAAAUAUCAAAGUCAAAGUCCCUCCUGGAGUUAGCACAGGCAGUAUUCUUAGAGUGGCUGGAGAAGGGGAUGCUGGACCAAGAGGUGGUCCCCCAGGAGAUCUUUUUGUGUAUCUUGAUGUCCAGGAAAUAAGUGGAAUCCAGAGAGAUGGCAUAAAUCUCAACUCAACAAUAACUAUCAGUUAUCUUGAUGCAAUUCUGGGGGCUGUAGUUAAGGUAAAGACGGUGGAAGGAAUGAGUGAUCUUCAGAUUCUGGCAGGUACACAGCCUGGAGAUGUAUUGGUCCUGGCAAAAAAAGGUGCACCUAAGCUGAAUAAACCAUCUAUACGCGGUGAUCACUUAUUUACAAUCAAAGUUACUAUACCAAGUCGAACAAGUGCGAAAGAGCGUGAAUUACUUGAAGAGCUUGCUUCUCUGAGUAAUACCACCAGUUCUCGAUCUCGAACUCGCACCAAAACUCCACCUGCAAGUAGAAGCCGGGAGAGCCCCCCAGUGGAAACUGUAGAGGAGAAAAGUGAGGAAUCAGGGAAGGAAAAUGACCUGUGGCAGAAAGUAAAAGAUUUAGCCGGGUCUGUUGCAAAUGGCGCUAUGAAAUGGCUCAAAGACAACCUUUAAGUUUGAAGUCUUCACUAGGUGAUCUUGACAUCUGAAGUCACUAAUGUGCCAUCUUUUGUGUUUCAGAUUAGCCAUUAGAAUUUUUGUUCCCCUCAAGACACGGGCCUAAGGGCCAAGCCAACUUCGAUUGCAUCGUUUGAUGUUCCUCAGCAUUGAGCUGAAGAAAACUCGAUCGCUCCCCAGUGGAGAUUCUUUUCAUUUUUUUCCCUACUGUAAAUUUAGUACAUGGUAAACAAUUACAGAUUAAUCUCUUCCAACUUAUUAGUUUGUAUACUGAGCAGCAACAGCGAGUAAGUGUAAACAAUAUUUCAUGUAAAUCCAAUUCUCUUCGAGUUUUAUUGAA